AUUCACAGACAGAGACCAGAGUCAGACACUGGCUGGCUUCGCAGCAGAGGAGGGGAGAUAAAAAAACACACACACACAAAAAAAAAACUCUCCUCCCGCCGCUGAGAAACCAACAGCUAUCAGAGACGUGAAGUCGACGCGAUGUCAAACACGAAAUGCUACCGUUUAGUUUGCGGAGACAGCUACCAAUAAGGAAGAGGCUGCAGAAAGUAAGGAGUGGGUGAGCAGUGACAGCUGGACACAUAAAGCGAGGGAUUAGAGGUCCGCACGUGGGAAAGAAAAAAGGGACUCGCUUUAACACGCCAGUGAAGAGUGGACUCCUCCAUUUAAUCGUUUUUCAUCUGUUUAUUUCUGCCUGUGUCAGAGAUGAGUGCCAAGUCAGCCAUCAACAAGGAGCUCUUCACACCUCACGAUGAGAAGAUGCUCGCUGGUGUACAGGUGAAGAGGAGGACAAAGAAGAAGAUACCUUUCCUGGCCACUGGUGGCCAGGGAGAUUACACGACUUUCAUCUGCCUCUCAGUGACAAACAAGAAACCGUCCCAUGUAUCCCUCACUAAAGUGAAGCAGUUCCAAGGAUCAUCUGCCUUUGUCAAAAGGUCACAGUGGACAAUUGAUCAACUACGGCAGGUUAAUGGCAUCGACUCCAACAAAGAUUGUCCAGAAUUGGACCUGAUGUUUGACAAUGGUUUGGACCAGUGGGUUGCCAGUUCAGCAGGAGAGAAGUGCACCUUCAUCCAAAUUCUGCAUCACACCUGCCAACGCUACUGCUCAGCACGGAAACCCGAGUUCAUCAACUGUCAGUCAAAGCUGCUUGGUGAAGGCUUAGAUACAGUCAUUUACCACUGCAAGGUCUAUUUCAACAGAAUGAGGAAAGACUUAGUGCCACAUCGUGGUCCUCCUCAAAAACAAGGUAACAGUAUACUACACUCAGCUGCAGACAGUGUGACCAGUGCUGUACAGAAGGCCAGCCAGGCUCUGAAUGAGCGCGGUGAGCGAUUAGGUCGGGCAGAGGAGAGGACUGCAGACAUGAUGAACAGUGCUGAACAGUUUGCUGUCACAGCACACAAGCUCGCCAUGAAGCACAAAUGUUAGGACCACUGCCAAAACCACCUGCACUGGAGGUGUGAGCACAGACCAGUCGUUGCACGGGAGAGGGAUUCCAGCAUUAAUUCUUUUUUACAUUUUUUAAAUAUAAUUAAUCUUUUUUUUAACAAUGUUAACCUUUUACUCUUUUGGGUUAUCAUACUGUGGUGCAGUUAAUUCCUAAUAACAGAGUUGCAGCACAUGCAGUGACUUGCAAAAGUACUUGUACCCCUUUAGCAGUUUGUUUCAUGUUCUGUCACAUCACAAUCACAACCCUUUGUCUAAUUUAUAAGAGUCAUAUGAUAACCAACACAACGUAAUGCAUCAUUUUUAAGUAGAGGAUGGGGUUCAAUGUGGUCCUAUCUGGUCUGUUUUGGAUUUAAACCUGGACUUUCACCGGACCAUUCUAACACCAAUCCAUUUCACUGUUGUUCUGCAUGCAUGUUUAGAUGUAUUGUUCUCCAUGUCAGUAUCAAAUCUCUUGCAGCCUUUAUCACCUUUUUUCCUCCAUGUUUUUUCUAUAUUGUGCUCCAUCUUUCUUCCCAUCAGCUUAGACUGAUUUGUCUGUAGCAUCCGCCACAUCAUGACACUACCACCACAUUUAGUGAUGGGGAUGGUAUAUUGAUUUGCACUAUAAGGCCUCUACUACAUACUGCAUUUUACAUUUAAUCAGUGUCCCUUCUUCUACAUGUUUCAUCCUCUUAUGACUUUCUUCUUGUCACUCAUCCUUAAAGGCCAGAUUCAUGGAGUGACCGACUAAUAGUUGUCUUGUCAGUGGAUUAAACUUGAACAGUCCUUUAUGAGACGUUCAAAGUUCAGAAUAGUGUUUAAAAAACUAACCUUAUGUUAUUUUAUACCUAUUACGUCUAUUGUCAGCAGAUUCCAAUUGAACAGUCGUUUAUGAGAUGUUCAAAUUUCGGGAUAGUGUUUAAAAAAACUAAACUACUAUUUUGUACCUCCUCUGUCUAUUGUUGUUGUUCGUCUUCAUAAUGCUGUUUGUUCAGUAACGUUCAUUUUUAUGAUGCUUUGGCAAAGCAACAGAGCAUAACUAACACAUUAACCAAUUAGGUGCUUUCUGACAGCAAUUGAUUGCACUGAAAUAUACAGAAUAUAGGGAUGCGUUAGGAAAGUAGGUUGAAUACAGAUGCACACCACUUUAAGAUUGCUCAUUUGCCAUUCAACUUGUAUUAUUCACCAUCCACUUUAUAGUUAUAUACUACUCUGUGUUGGUCCCAAUACAAUAAAUUACAUUUUGUGUAUGUGAUGUGACAGUGUGUUGGUGUGGAAACGUUUAAGGGGUGUGAGUUCUUUUGAAAGACCCUGAAGGCGGGAGAGGAAGGGACAACUUUGAGCAGAAUGUUUAACGCUGCUGUUUACCAAAAAUGUAACUUUAAUGACAACAGUUAAUGGUAACAGGCCCUGAGUACACAUUGUGUUUUUGAGAUAAUAAUGUGUGGGCUUAAGUUAAACUAGAAACUAUCAUCAAUUUCUCCCAGACAAGUAAUACAUUGUUUCUGAUUGUUAGGCGUUAUUUAUCCACACUGCUGGGUUUUAAAGGCUGAUUUAUGAAUCAGUAGUAGUCUGUUAUGUGUUUUCCUUUUGAAGAGUGUCUAUUAAAUCAAAUAUAAAUCUUUUGCACCUAUGUUUCUAAAGGUUGAGACUUCCUUGCAAAAUUUUGAACCAAAUUUGGGACAGUGCAGUUUCAGCCUGUCCUUUUUCAAUCUGCAUUUUCAUUGAGUCUUUUGUCCUUGACUUCAGGAAGUAAAAACAGUACGUUUCCUGUCAUACAAUGCCAACUGGAGUAGAGUGAAGAAAGAUGAUAAACACACUUUGUCACCUUAUGGAAAUAUUUUUUAGUAUUAACAUUGUUUCUAAGGAUAUUGAUUACACAUUGUGUUGAUUUAUGUUACAAAGAGGCAGUACAUUAGACCAGGCUGCGGUCUGAAAGAAAAACAACCUCUUAUACUGAUAUCUCAACGUCUGUAGAUCUAAUUUGUCCCUUUAUGGGGUGUAUUACAAUUAAUUCUUGCUGUAGUUCACUUUUCAACACCGAGUUUCCUUUGCUUUUCUUUAUUUAAUUUGGGAAUUGUUUAGAGAUGACAGCUGAUCAUAGACAAGUUCCUUCAGUAGCAGCAAUAUAUGAUACUUUAUGUUGCUUAUUUUUUUUUAUUGUACUUUCCCACACUGACUGUAAUUUUGAGGUCACAGUCUGGAUGUACCCGAUUGUUUUUAUAUUUUUGCUUUUUUCUAAGACAUGAUGUUACAAAGCACUGAUGUAAUAUUCUUGCAGUGCACUGCUGAGUUCAUAAUGAGUUCUAGUUGCCACACUUGGAUGUUUAGCUUUUUAAUAACAAGAAAAAGAUUGAUAUCUAUUAUUAGUCCUUUCUUCUAGCUACCUUGAGGUUUGUGUUUUAUGCUUCCAACAAAUGUAACGCACACCUGGUACUUUGAUAUAUCUUUAGUCAAUUCACAAAAUUGUUCUCUUUUCAAGCAAUGUGCCAACAGCUUUAAGUGUUUCAGGGUUUAUUAUCUUGCUUUCUUUGUUUGAUGAGCUCAGUUUCACUUUAAACUUUAACACUUGUUCUUUUUUCUGAUUUCCACUCCAACUCUAUGCGGUUGUAACAUGUGAAAUAAAGACCACAAUUACAGUAAA
This is a messenger RNA of Xiphophorus maculatus (southern platyfish), 3736 nucleotides long. RefSeq names its product syntaxin binding protein 6 (gene stxbp6). The coding region runs from base 367 to 1092 and encodes 241 amino acids. The transcript is spliced from 7 exons. Gene Ontology annotation, molecular function: phosphatidylinositol-4,5-bisphosphate binding. The record is from RefSeq and is a predicted model, not a curated record. Gene Ontology annotation, biological process: regulation of SNARE complex assembly; exocytosis; Golgi to plasma membrane transport. NCBI's taxonomy places the organism in Eukaryota, Metazoa, Chordata, Actinopteri, Cyprinodontiformes, Poeciliidae. Gene Ontology annotation, cellular component: plasma membrane; exocyst.